Molecule: messenger RNA, 2954 nt
Organism: Porites lobata
Lineage: Eukaryota; Metazoa; Cnidaria; Anthozoa; Scleractinia; Poritidae
Source: the annotation of a GenBank genome assembly
GAAUUAAUACUCGGAUAGAACCGGAUGUUCUCACUUCGUUUUGUGUUUAUUGGCGACGAUAUUAAGCUGAAAGUGGUUCAAGUCGCUCGUCGUAUCUGAUUCUUCAUGGCCACAAAGUGCGAAUUACCAGAGAAGGUCAAUGAGGAACUACUUAGGAAACUACAGGAGGAAAUAGAGGUGAUAAACUCUAAAGAAGACGUCGUUUCUGACGAGGAAACGAAUGAAAGCGUGGAGUGUGCGUGUUCGUCACAAGAACCCAAAGAAAUUUCGUUGAAGAUUGUAUGUGUUGGAGGUUAUACUGGCGGUGUAGGAACUAAAGGUGUCUUUAUUGAUGAUUAUCUUCAUGUUUGGCCUCCAGUUAUGACUUAUCGAGCUCCUCUUAUCGGAGUAAAAUUCUACGUGAAGAUAUUAAGGUGGCAGAAAAGUAUUCAACACAAGCCACUCUCCAUCAAGCUUCAAAUCUGGGAGAUAGCCGAGCAGGAACGCUUUUCCAAAAUGGUGAACGUUUAUUUUAAGGACAGUCAUGGGGCGUUGGUGUUCUGGGGGGCUCGUCGACGAACUUCACUCGAGGAAGCCCAGCGUUGGAGAGAGAAGGUGAUGGAUACGUGUCCCUCAAUACCAUGUGUUCUAGUCACGGAUAACAUAGCUAAAGAACCGAUGCAGUGGAUUGGACCUGGGAAGAUAUUCGAGAGCAAUUUAGCGCUGGAACAGUUCUGUAAAAACCACGGUUUUGUCGACCAUUUCGAGAUUAAGUCUCGUGACUGGGAAACUGGUGAAAAAAGUGUUUUCGGACAAGCGGUGAAUUGCCUUCUUGACGAGAUUUUGAAGAACCAACCAUGCGAAUUAGCUCAUUAAUGAAUGGCCUCGAGCGUAAACAACCUGAUCAGAUUAUUUUUUGCGUUUGUAGAAUUGCUACAAAUAUUUCAGUAAGCCAUUCGUCAAUCGAUUUUCGUGUUUUUGUGCAUGGCUCAGUUUUACUGAUUUGAUACAAUCUCCUCUCCGGUAAACAAGGCAAAAGUCAGGCACUUCGGUUCCUGACCGGGGGUGGAAAACUGUUUCAAGUUCUGUUGUCCCUGGGGGGUAACCUUUGCAAAAAAGUCCGUUCACAGUUAUCGUUAUGGCAACCAGCCAUUGUGACAACUAGUGCUUUUCACUGCUAAAAUUAUUAGUCAAAAGCACCACUGAUGAAGUGAAUCAGUUUGAAACACCUCUUUUCAUUUGCAGGCCAGUUGGUGUCUGAUAGUGUGGGCAAGUCUAUAUUAGGUAUUUUGAGGAAUUGGGGGGGGGGGGGGGUAGUCGAGUUUAAAAUCAUCACUUAAGGCUGGGAGUGUGAGUCAUAAUCAGAUGCAUAGAACUUUGCAAUCUAGUGAAAACAGCGUUCUGAGUCCACUUACGACGCUGUCAUUUACGAUCAAGUGAAAACUAGGUUGUCAAAGUCACAAGCAGAAUCGAAGCAGAAGAACUAAACCAAUCACAAAGCAUGGGAACGCGCAUUGUGAUUGGUUUAUCUGUCCGCUUCCUCUUCAGACUCCAACAACCUGGUUUCCACUAGAUCGUAAGUGAUGGAGUCAUAAGUGGAGCCGGAAGAAAAUGGAAACGUUCUGAUUCUUUCAACUCUGAUUUGGUUGCAGUUAUGACUCUGCUUACAAGUCUGAUUUUGGAUUUUUUCCCUGAGUCAUAAGUGCUCUUACAACUCCGCUUAUCACUCUGACUCUCACUCUGUCUUAUUAAAAAGUGAAAAAGAGCCCUUAACAUUUGAAUACUUCUCCCAGCAGUGAAAAAUGUGAUCAAUGAUGAGUGAAAUUUUAGCUGGAAGAAGAUUAGAAACCCCACUAUGACUUGUGAUAAUGGUAUAUGUAGAUAUAUGGCACUUAGCUCCAAAGAAGGGGAGGAAUGGAUAAAAUCUGAAACACACUUGUUGAUUUAGAGAGGGAGAAAGAGAGAGAGGAAGAGACCAUUACAAGGUAGCCCAUUCAGAAACCUUAAGCACCGCUAUCAAUAAAAUUGGGGUUGUAAUAAAAAUUGAAAUAAUCAUGUUGAGACGUUUCUUGAUUGGAUCAGCAGGCUUUCCAGAAUAGAAUUUAAGACAGUGUCAUCAGCGUACAUUAGCAUACUACACCUGUAAGCAAUGAUCGGUAAUUCAUUCACAUGAAGCGCAAUUUAAGAGAAAAAAAUAGACUUAGCCUCUGAGAUAGCUCCCUGAAAAAUCCCUGGAACCCAACGACCUGAGUUCUACCUUAAAGAUAGUCAGCAAAUCACUCGUACUCCUUAAUCCUUCCUCUUCCCAAUGGAGCAGCUGCCAUAAAAGCCAUGGUCAUACCCAUCUGGUUUUGGUUGUUGUUGUUUUAACAAAUGGUUACUUCCCUUUAUUAAAGUCCUUUAGACUUGAAGGGUGUUUUACAGAAAUUAAUGAGACCUCCGAAGCUUGCGCCUUUGGUACUUGUCAGGAAAUCAGUCAGAAUUUAUCCUAGAUCCGCGCUUGUUAAGGGUUUUGAUCGAGUCAUAAACAGGAUGCAUAUCAUUUCACUAUUACAGGGUUUUUACAGGUCAUGGAAAACCUGGAAAGUCAUAGAAUUUAAGCAUUUCAUUUUCCAGACCUGGAAAGUCAUGGAAUUGGAAGAGCACAAAAGUGUGUGAACGCUGUAUGAAUGUCUUCAACAUGGUGUCUUUCUGCACUAGUAGUUGCAAAAUGACAUUAACGAGGGUCAUGAAUAAAUGGCGUGGCCACAAUGGACAGUUUGUCUUAAAAAGGGUCAGGACUUGGGGGCCUUGGUGGCACAACCCCCAACCAAAUUCCAUUAAAGUUCCUCCCAAAAGGUGUGCUCACUAUGUUUGCUAUUAAGCCCACUCUCUCUAAUAAGACCCCCUUUUGAGGAGGAGGAAAGUUUAUAAGCCCCCCCUCCCCUCCCCUAAGUAUUCCUUACUAAUAAAUGAUAGACUGUAUUAAAAAUCAC